Messenger RNA from Carica papaya (papaya), 774 nucleotides. The record is from RefSeq and is a predicted model, not a curated record. Lineage: Eukaryota; Viridiplantae; Streptophyta; Magnoliopsida; Brassicales; Caricaceae.
AUGGAAGAUCAAGCCUCGGCCGCUGAUUCCAACAGCAGCUCAAGCCAUGGCUCGGAAAGAAGCGAACCAGUGAGGUCAAGGUGGACUCCAAAGCCCGAACAAAUUCUCAUACUUGAGUCCAUCUUCAACAGUGGCAUGGUGAACCCACCAAAAGAUGAAACUGUGAGAAUAAGAAAGUUGCUGGAGAAAUUUGGCGCCGUUGGUGAUGCAAAUGUCUUCUACUGGUUCCAAAACCGCCGUUCAAGAUCUCGCCGCCGGCAACGCCAAUUGCAGGCCAGCCUUGCCGGAGAUAACCAACAAAAGAACCUUCUGCAGCAGCAGCAGCAACAGCAGCAGCAGGCACAAACCAGUAGUGGUGCAAUUCAGUACCAUGAAAAUAGUGGUUGUGGUGUUGGGUUUGGUUCUUCUUCUUUUGGGUCAUCUUCUUCUUCUUCAAGUCCUUUUCUGGUCAGUGGUUCUUCGUCGUGUGGGGUUAUAGGUGAUGAUGGUGUGGAGAGUCUUUUCUCAAUGUCAGGUCAAAUGGGUUUUCAAGAAAUUGAACAAAGCGUUUGCCCAUCUGACUCUUCAAAUUUGCACUAUCAACCUGGAUUCAUCACAGUGUUCAUCAAUGGAGUUCCAACAGAGGUACCCAGAGGGCCACUUGACAUGAAAGCAAUAUUUGGUGAAGGCUUUGUUUUGGUUCAUUCCUCUGGUGUCCCACUGCCUGUAAAUGAAUUUGGCUUCUUAUUUCACAGCUUGCAGCAUGGUGAAAACUAUUUCCUGGUUAUCUUUUAA